AUGUCAAGAGUAUCAACUCCUGGCUCAAGACGCACUAAUGCCAAAAGUCGUCGACACAGUGAGCUUGUUGAUAGCUCCACUGAAAUCAAUGAUAAUGAAGAAGCACAUAAUGAAUCUGAAGAAUCUCCGGAUCCAAAGAGAAGGAGAAGCACAAGGAAUAGUGAGAUCAAUUACUCGUUAACCAAAAGGAAUGCUAGAUCGAACGGCAAAUCUCAUAUCAAAGCUGAAAAUCAGCCCGAAGAAGAGAUAAUAGUGAAGAAAACAAAGGAUGCUACGCUUAUUGAAGAUACAAAAAAAUUGGAAAGGCACCGUUCUGAAGAAUCCAAUCUAUCUCAAGUUGAUAAACUAGGGAAAUUAGCUGCAAAACACUCACUUUUGACUCAAGAACUCUUUCAUCUACAGCAAUUUACAUCAUUAGCAUCAUGGGAUCCCACAGCUCCUCCACCAAAGUAUUACCAAGAUUUUGUUGAAGAAAAUUAUAAUUUAUGGAGUGAUGAAGGCAAAAAAGUGCCCAAUGGUGGUGAUUCUAACCAUCGUUCAUCAAGAAGAUCAAGACAUAGCUCUAGAGUAAACCAGGAGGAUUCACUGAAAUCAAGAGUUGACGAAGCCGCUACAACAUUUGCUGAAGAGAUAUUCAAUCCAGUAAAGUAUUAUCAAGAUCAUUUUAUAAUAGCAAAGCAUAACGGCGUCAAAUCUUCAAUGAAAAGACCAAUGAUAAUACAACCUGUUUCUUCAUCAGAACGUUCAAAAGUUAAAGAAGAAGAAGUUCAAACACCAGCACGUCGAGGAAGAAAACCAAGAGUUCAUAACAAUACACCUCAACCAAAAAGAGCUUAUAGAAAAAAGAUAAAGCAAGAACAGGAAGAUGAUAAUGAUAGUGAAGAGGUCAUCGAUGAAGAUGAUUUGAAUAAUCUUAGUGAUUCAACCGAUUCAGAGUUUGAUGUCGGGUCCCCAGAACCGUACAUCACAGAUGGUCCAAUACCGAAAAUCAAAGUCAAGCUAUCAUUACCAAAAGCUACAAUAACAAACCCUGAUCAUAUUGCCAAACCUGCAUUCGAAUCUUUGGAAGAAUACUUGAACUCGUACAAAUCACUAGAUGAAGAUGUGACAAAUCAAGAGUAUGAAGAACACAUUCAAGAUCAACAACAAUUACUUUCCAAGAUUAAGAAAGCUGUUGGUAAUAAUGUUUUGAAAAUUGAUGAUGAUUUUUCUUUUUCAAAAGUUCCCCCACCAUUCCCGUUUAGAAAUCCAUUAUUGAACCAACAUACACAUCAUGAUCAUUUAGUUGCACAAGCUGUUCAUAUGUCAAAGUUAUUCGAAAAUUCAAGAAAAGCAAGAAUUCAAAGAGCACGAAAAGUCGCCAAUAUGAUUGAGGUUCAUUUUAAAAGAGCUGCUGGAGCUGCUGAUCGUGCCAGAAAAGAAGAGGAAAGACGUAUUAAGACACUAGCUAGAAAUGCUGUCCAGGUUGUUAAAAAAAGAUGGAUGUUGGCUGAAAGAGCUUACAGAAUUUUGAAAAAUCAAGAAGCUGAAGAAUUGAGACGUAUCAAAGGUAAAGAACAUUUAAGUCAGAUGUUGGAGCAUUCUACACAAUUACUUGAGGCACAAAUGACUAAACAGAGUGAUAACGAAGAUAAUGACAGUGAUGACGAAAAUAAAGAUAUUGAUAUGAUUAGUAGUGAUGGACUUAAUGAUGGGAACCUCAAUGGUGCUGCCAAUGAUGAAGAUGAUGCUAAUUUGACAGUUGAAGAACUAAGAGCCAAAUAUGCACAUUUGCAAGAUCUAGAAAUUGACGAAGAGGAGGAAGAAGAAGGAGAACAAGAAGAAGAGGAGGAAGAAGAAGGAGAACAAGAAGAAGAGGAAGAAGAAGAGUCUCCAAUCGAAGUUCCAGAAUUAACUGAGAAGGAGAAAGAAGCAGUUAAACUUGCUAACGAGGAUGAGGACUCGUUGUUAGACAGUGACGAUUCUCUUGAAUCUGAAUCCAGUGAAGAAGAGGAAUCAGAAGAUGAGUCAGGAGAGGAAGAAGACUCAAAACCUAGUGGAUUGGCCGCGUUGUUUGGUAAAGUUACACAUGAAGAAAGUGAUGAUGAAUCGGUUACAUCCUAUAAAUCAGAUGAAGAAUCUGAGAACGAAUCAGGGUUGGCAGAGGAUGAUGAUGAGAAGAAACAAGUCCCAAUAUCAAGCCCUACCCCUGAUGCUAUUGAAAAUUCAGAGGUUGAUUCAACAAUCCAAGAUGAUUCCAAGAAAUCAAGAAGCGCAUCACAUGAGCCUAGUGAUGGUGUAGUUGAUGUUCCUAAUCCUGAUUUAUUAUUGAGGGGUGACUUGAGAACUUAUCAAAAACAAGGUUUGAAUUGGUUGGCUAGUUUAUACAACAAUCAUACAAAUGGUAUCUUGGCUGAUGAAAUGGGUCUUGGUAAGACUAUUCAAACUAUUAGUUUAAUUUGUUAUCUUGCAGUGAAUAAAGGUAUUUGGGGUCCACAUUUGAUUAUUGUGCCAACUUCUGUUAUUUUGAAUUGGGAAAUGGAAUUCAAAAGGUUUGCUCCUGGUUUCAAAGUUAUGGUUUAUUAUGGUAGUCCACAACAAAGAAAGGAAAAAAGAAAAGGUUGGAAUAAACCUGAUACUUUCCAUGUUUGCAUUACUUCAUACCAAUUAGUGUGUCAAGAUCAACAAAUAUUCAGAAGAAAACGUUGGAGAUACAUGAUUUUAGAUGAAGCUCAUAAUAUCAAGAAUUUCAAAUCUAACCGUUGGAAUGCAUUAUUGAAUUUCAACACUGAAAACAGAUUAUUGCUAACUGGUACUCCAUUGCAAAACAAUAUCAUGGAAUUGUGGUCUUUGUUAUAUUUCUUGAUGCCUUCCACCAAGAUGAAUCAAGCAAUGCCAUCAGGUUUUGCUAACUUGGAUGAUUUCCAACAAUGGUUUGGUAAACCAGUUGAUAAGAUUAUUGAAGGUGGUGAUAAUUCAGAAGUUGAUGAGGAAACUAGAAAGACUGUUCAUAAAUUACAUCAAGUGUUGAGACCGUAUUUAUUGAGACGUUUGAAAGCUGAUGUUGAAGCUCAAAUGCCUGCUAAGUACGAACAUGUUGUUUAUUGUCGUCUCUCCAAAAGACAGUACAAGUUGUAUCAUGAAUACUUGGCAAGAAGUGAUACUAAAGAGACUUUGAAAAAUGCAAACUAUAUUUCAAUUAUUAAUGCCUUGAUGCAGUUGAGAAAAGUUUGUAACCAUCCUGAUUUAUUUGAAGAAAGACCAAUUACAACUUCGUUUGCUGUUCCAGUUGCCAUCCCAACUUAUUAUGAAACCACUAAUCAGAUUGUUGAAAAACUGUUUCAUGCCAAUGACCAUUAUGAAAAAGUUGACUUGUCAGUCUUAAAUCUGGUUUUCACGGCAAUUGAAUAUCAACUAACGAGCCAUCAAGGAUCCACGAUCAAGAGAUUAAGACUCGAGAAGACAUUGGUUGAUCAAAUCACAACUUUAGAGGAAGCCCUUUCAGCUUCAGUUGAUCCAAACUUUUCCAAUAUCCAAAAUUUUUAUCAAUACUCAAAGUACCAUGAAAGAUUAGAACUAUUGGAAAAUUUAAAGCAAGCAUUAUACCUUAAUAAUUUAAGAACUGAUAAGAUUCCUGAAUACGGUUAUAAUUUUAUCAAAAUGUUGAAUGUUUUCAAACCAGUUGAGCUUGAUUUUUCGCCAAAGGAAGAGUUCAUCAAGCCCUUAGAAACAAGAAUACUGUCAAUGAAGGAUGAUAUUGAUAGAUUUGCAUUUGUUACACCUGCAGUUGUCACCAUGAAUAUGAAACACUUAACGGUCACUAAAGAAUUGGAGCAAGAAUUAACUUCUAAUGAUUGUCAAAUUGCUAAUCCAUUCCAUAAGUUACAAACUAAGCUUUCAAUACAAUUUCCUGAUAAGAGUUUAUUGUUAUAUGAUUGUGGUAAAUUACAAAAACUGGCCAAAUUGCUUCAACAGUUGAAAGAUGGUGGACAUCGAGCUUUGAUCUUCACCCAAAUGACCAAAGUCUUGGACGUUUUGGAACAAUUUUUGAACAUUAUGGGUAUCAGAUAUAUGAGAUUGGAUGGUGCUACAAAGAUUGAAGAUCGUCAAAUCUUAACUGAGAGAUUUAAUUCAGAUCCAAGAAUUACGGUGUUCAUUUUAUCAACAAGAUCUGGUGGGUUAGGUAUUAAUUUGACUGGUGCUGAUACUGUUAUUUUCUAUGACUCUGAUUGGAAUCCUGCAAUGGAUAAACAAUGUCAAGAUCGUUGCCAUCGUAUUGGUCAAACAAGAGACGUUCAUAUUUAUAGAUUUGUCAGUGAAUAUACCAUUGAAUCUAACAUUUUGAAGAAGGCAAAUCAGAAAAGACAUUUGGAUAAUGUUGUUAUACAAGAAGGUGAAUUUACUACUGAUUAUUUUGGUAAAUUAUCGGUCAAGGAUUUAAUUGGUGACGAAGUUGGUGAUUCAAGCAUUUUGGAUACUAAACCACUAUUUGGUGACUCUACAAAAAUUGGUAAUGUUUUAGCUCAGGCUGAAGAUGAUGCUGAUGCACAGGCUGCUAAAGAAGCAAUGAAAGAAGUUGAUUUGGAUAACGAGGACUUUAAUGAAGAUAAGUCAACCCAAGUGAACUCUACAAGUGCCACACCUGGCGUAAAUAAAGCUGGCGUUGUGGAUGAUGAUGAAUUUGACGAUGAAAGUUUUGGUCAUAUUGAUGAGUAUAUGAUCAGAUUCAUUGCCAAUGGUCACUAUUAUGAUUGA
Hansenula anomala is the source of this 4734-nucleotide messenger RNA. RefSeq names its product chromatin-remodeling protein SWR1 (gene SWR1). Gene Ontology annotation, cellular component: Swr1 complex. Bases 1 to 4734 code for a protein of 1577 amino acids. Gene Ontology annotation, molecular function: ATP binding; ATP-dependent chromatin remodeler activity; histone binding. The record is from RefSeq and is a predicted model, not a curated record. The transcript has a single exon. Lineage: Eukaryota; Fungi; Ascomycota; Saccharomycetes; Phaffomycetales; Wickerhamomycetaceae.